Didymodactylos carnosus is the source of this 609-nucleotide messenger RNA. The record is from the annotation of a GenBank genome assembly. NCBI's taxonomy places the organism in Eukaryota, Metazoa, Rotifera, Eurotatoria, Philodinida, Philodinidae.
AUGGUCGAGGAAUUAUGGCACAAUCUAGACAUGAUGUUAACAUCGAAACGUUUGAUUGAAGUGGCUAAAAGUCAAGGAAAACAUGUACCACCAUCGUUACAUUAUACAGAAAAAAUCGGUUAUGACGGAGCAGGCUCAAUGUCUAUUUAUCGUUCACCGCAUAAUCCACAAGUGGAACCAAAUAUAUUCUCGAAGAUGUUUACGCCGUUAAGUUUGACAUCAUCAUUGACACAUAAUAUUCUGUGGAAAAAUGAAACGCCAAACAGCUCAAAAACAAAUCGUCCAUUAGCAAUUAUUGCUGAAAAAGAGUCAGACGAUUUAAUUGAGUUUAUCAAUAAGACAUUUGAACCAAAAGAAGAUCAGCUACGAAAACCCGGGAUUCAAUUUGAUCAUUAUGGCAUCAUGUAUAAUGUUCAGAUUGAAAUACAUCGUAAUAUGAAAGAUUUCAAGAUAAGACAAAUGGAAUAUGGUGACAUAAAGAAGUCAAGAAAUGAUUAUAACACACGAAAAGGUUUAACGUCGAAGCCUUUAAGUGACGGUGAGCAACAUUUCAUAACUAUAACUCAUCAAUAUAUCAAUUUAACUAACUGGAUCUUAAAAAUCAUGUAA